Molecule: messenger RNA, 1773 nt
Organism: Rotaria socialis
Lineage: Eukaryota; Metazoa; Rotifera; Eurotatoria; Philodinida; Philodinidae
Source: the annotation of a GenBank genome assembly
AUGAUUCACUGGUUCACCUCUUUUAUUUACAUUUCAGUGCCAUUAACCAUUUUUAUUCAUCGACGUGAUUUAAGUUCGUCGAAUCUCUACGUCGAAAAUGAUAAUCGGCUUGCUCCAUUAAAUAUUAACGCUAGUGACUGGUAUCUAAUAUCAUCAAUUAAUUCCGAUAUGUCUAUUAUAUCGCCUUCGUCGGGUUCAUCAUCAAAUUUUAUCAAUUUAUUUAAUUCAACAACAAAAACAACAUCAUCAACAAUUCGACCAAUGCCAUUUGUUAAAGCACUACCUGUUGCACUUGUUCUUUCAAGUGUUGUUAUUUUAUGUAUAUGCGGUAAUAUUCUCGUUAUUUUAUCUGUCUUCACAUUUCGACCACUGCGGACUGUACAAAACUUUUUUAUUGUUUCACUUGCUUUUUCCGAUAUGCUAGUUGCUAUUAUAGUGAUGCCAUUUCAUAUUGUUACACACAUGCUUAAUCGGUGGAUAUUCGGACAAAUAUUUUGUCAAAUUUUUGUCACGUCUGAUAUUCUUCUUUGUACAUCAUCAAUAUUAAAUCUUUGUGCUAUAGCACUCGAUCGUUAUUGGGCAAUAAGUGAUCCGAUACAUUAUGCACGGCAACGAACCAUACGACGUGUUCUCGCAAUGAUCAUCAUUGUUUGGCUAUUAUCAGCAGCUAUAUCUAUUCCACCUAUAAUAACAACUAUAUUGGGUUCGACUGAAUUAAGAAGCUACAAUGAGCUACAAUGUGAGCUAUCGAAUAAUAAAUUUUAUGUUAUUUAUUCAGCAUGCGGAUCAUUUUAUAUUCCCGCAAUAAUUAUGACUGUAGUUUAUAUACAAGUUUUUAUAAAAACAAAAAGUCGUUUUCACGAACGUGCUAAAGCUGCAGAAAAAUUAGCUAUUGUUACUCGUAGACAGAAAACCGUUAAAAGGAAUCAUACUUUAAAUGGUCAUGCUCGUCAUCCAAAACGACGAUUAUCAUCAACGACUCAUGCAGUAAAUUCAUCAAUAAAAUAUUCAGUAUCAAAUGGCAGUGGAUUAGAAAAUUUUAGUACAGACGAUGCUGAAGAAACGUUCUAUUCAAAAAAUGAGAGUGUCAAUCCAUUAUCGUAUAAUAAUAAUUACCAUAACAAUAUUAUAACUAAUAAUCAAUUAGAGAAGUGUCAUAGGCCUGAUAGAGCUGCAUCACAAGUUUCACUUACUAUGAGUAUCGAUGAGGGCAAAAUGCUUUCCACAACUCUCGAUGCGUUGCCAGCAAAUGUAGAAUUAUCAUUACCAUUAUAUAAUCAAAAUUCUAUUGGUGAAUCGAAAUCCGAUAUCGAUUAUUUAAAUCAACAACGAAAUGUAUCUAUUCAAACGACAGAAUUUUUACCUGAUUCAAGAUGUUUCUCAAUCAAACGUCUAUCAAAAGAUUAUGAACGUAAAAUAUUUUUUAAAGGUAAAACAUUAGCAUCAUUAAUGCAUGAAAGACAAAAAAUAUCUUUAACACGUGAACGUCGUUUAUCGCGUACACUCGGAAUCAUUAUAAGCGUAUUUCUUCUAUGUUGGCUACCAUUUUUUGUUAUGUAUAUCCUCGCAGCUUUUAUCGACACAGCCGAAUAUAUUAAAGAACCAUUACCAACAUUAAUUCUUUGGCUUGGUUAUGUGAAUAGCGCGGUUAAUCCUUUAAUUUAUACUAUAUUUAACGUCGAGUUUCGUACAGCAUUUAAACAUUUAUUAAUGCCUAGUUCGAUGAAAGCAUCCUCAAACCGAUGCUAUGUAAAAAAACAAAAUACAAAAUAA